AGCUGUGAUUAAUAUAUAUUAAAAAACAGCGAAGAUCGUUUUGCCGCCCCCAAGACAUUGCGCCCGGGGCGACUCUAUAUACAUGUAAGUACAGAACUAAUGUUUGCAAUGUAUUUUCAGAUACCGUUUUACUUAUAUAAACAUAGGAAGUCCCGGGCGAUGUAAUGACUCUCAAAUUUAUGAGACGUCAUCACUUAAGAAAGAAAUAGAUAAUUGUCUUUACUAAGCGAAAUGUCUCGAGACAUUUCAGGAAUACAUGUGCCAGUAUUUAUUAUUGGGGAUUCGGCUUUUCGUUUUAGCAAACAAAUGAUGAAGCCGUAUCCAUUCGGCGUAAAUAAAAAUCAUCAUGAGAAGGUAUUCAACUACACUCUUUUGAAAACACGUAGAGUGGUCGAAAAUGCUUUUGGACACCUCAAGGCCCGCUUUCGGCGCAUCGGAAAAGGAAUUGACAACUCUGUACAGAAUGCCAACUCAAUAAUAAUAUCAUGUUGCGCUCUUCACAAUUUUUUAAGUGAUAACAACGACACGCUAAACGCUAGAUGGUUACGCGCUUUGGAAGAGUUGGAGACUAGACGCCAAAAUCCGUGUGAUGUUUUAUAUGCAUCUGAUGAUGUGUAUAUUGUAUCACAAUGUCUACAUUUUACACAAUUACAUAUGCAUUAAAUCAAUGAUAAAGUUGUACACAC
Messenger RNA from Bactrocera tryoni, 686 nucleotides. RefSeq lists its product as uncharacterized. NCBI's taxonomy places the organism in Eukaryota, Metazoa, Arthropoda, Insecta, Diptera, Tephritidae. The coding region runs from base 232 to 663 and encodes 143 amino acids. The transcript has a single exon. The record is from RefSeq and is a predicted model, not a curated record.